AUGGCAUGUGAGAAUGAAAUCGCUAUUGUGGGCAUAGGCUGCAACUUUCCAGGAGGUGAAGGAAUUGACUGUUUCUGGAAGGUGCUGGAGAAUGGCAGAAACUGUACUACAGAAAUAUCUCCAGAAAGAUUUAACAUUAGAGCGUGGUCUGAUCCAGAUGAUAACAAUCCAGGCAAAAUGGGUGCAAGAUAUGCUGCUCUUCUUGAUGAAUGUACUGCAUUUGACAAUAAGCUGUUUGGCAUUAACGAUGAAGAAACGAAGCAAAUGGAUCCUCAACAAAAGCUGCUCCUAGAAUGUACUUACAGAGCACUGGAAGAUGCAGGAAUCACCACUGAAAAUAUCAGUGGCACCAAAACAGGGGUUUUUGUUGGUCUGAUGAAUCAAGGCAAUGAUUCAACAACCACCAGAGCAUGUGCUGCAGGAAGCAAUGGCUCAGGGACAGCCAUGAGGACAGCAGCCAACCAGAUUUCAUACACGUUUCAUUUGACUGGGCCAUCACUUGCCAUUGAUACGGCUUGCUCUUCUUUCCUCUCUGCUUUACAUUUUGGCUGCAUGGCCAUUAAACAAGGUGACUGUGAAGCUGCUGUUUGUGGAGCUGCAAAUUGCAUCAUGGAACCUUGGAAGCUGGUGUCUCUCUGUACAGAAAAGUCACUCUCUCCUGAAAAAAUCAGUGAACCUUCCUCUGGAAAGGCUGAUGACUGUGGAAGAGGAGAAGGUUGUGGUGUUCUUUUGUUAAAGCCACUGAUAAAGGCACAGGAAGAAUUCAACAAAAUAUGGGGUGUUAUCACCAGCAGUGCAGUCAAUCAAAAUGGAAGAUCUGGCACUACAGACAUUAGACCAUCUCAGCAAGGGCAGGAAAAGUUGCUGCUUAGCAUUUAUCCACUUCGUGUUGACCCAUCCACUGUGCAGUAUAUUGAAGUACAUGGCACAAGUACCCCUGCAGGAGACCUUAUAGAGACAGAGAGCAUAGGCAAUGUCAUCGGCAAAAAGAGGUCUCCGAAUCUGCCUCCUCUCAAGAUUGGCUCAGUCAAAGGGAACAUUGGACAUACAGGGUCAGCCGCUGGGGCAGCAGGAAUAAUCAAAGUUCUUCUCAUGAUGCACCAUGGAAAGUUUGUGCCGUCCUUGCACUAUUCAGAAAGCACUAGCAGCAUAAAUACAGAAGACCUAAACCUCUCCAUCCCAACAACAGUGGAAAAGUGGGAUGAGUCCCAUGAAUUUGGCAGAGUAGCUGGGAUCAACUGUUUUGCAUCUGAGGGGAACAAUGCUCACAUUGUUGUUAGACAGGUUAAGCAAACUCAUGUUAACCCUCCAAAUAAAAGGCCUGCUGAAUUAUUUGUCAUUUCUGCUGCUUCAAGUAAUUCUUUGAAAUUGGCAAUGGAAGACACAGCUAGACACAUUGACACAAGAAAUUCAGCAUUGCUUCCAAAUCUAGCCUACACAUCUGCAUGUAGAAGAAGCCACAGGAACCACGAAUACAGGAAAGCAUUUGUGACAUCCUCUCUGCCACACUUAGAACAGCAACUUCUUUCUGCAGCUGAAACGGAAACAGUUCCAUUAAAGAAACCUCCACAAUUCAUUUUUGUGUUCUCCAGUAAUGAGUCAGAUUUUAAAGGGAUAUGUAAAAACCUGCUGAGAUCUGAGCCAGUUUUUAGAAACAAAUGUAAUGAAAUCAAACAACUAUUUCAACAGAUUUCACCUAGUGGAAUUUGGGAAUUAACUGAAAAAGAACAUGUGGAUCUGUCAAAUCCUGAGAUAGCCCAGCCCCUGCUCUUCACAGUACAGGUGGCCUUGGUUACUCUUCUGCAGUACUGGGGGAUAAAGCCGAUUGCAGCGGUUGGCCAUUCGGUUGGUGAGGCGGCGGCUGCCCAUUGCGCUGGCCUGCUUUCCCUGGAAGAUGCUGUCAAAGUCGUCCAUCACAGGAGCCGGCUUCAGGCUAAGGUCUCUGGAGGCAAAAUGCUGGUGGUUGGGAACAUCCCUGUUGAAGAAGUGUCCGCGGCCCUGAGUGCAUAUUCAGGAAAAGUCUGUGUGGCGGCAUUCAACAGUCCUCAGUCUUGCACACUGUCAGGGGAUGAAGAGUCUAUCAGUGCUGCUCAGAAGCAUCUAGCAGAAAACUUUAAGAAAAGAAAUAUCUUUCUUCAUCUUUUAAAUGUGCCAGUUGCAUAUCACAGCCACAUGAUGGAUCCCAUACUAACAGAGAUGGCAGAAAGUAUAUCAGUACUGAAGAAAGGAAAGCUAAUAAUGGACCUCAUUUCUACAGCAACAGGGAAGGCUGCUUUAGGUGAUGAUUUUGUCACAGGCUUCUACUGGGCAAAACAGGCUCAAGAUCCUGUUUCUUUUGCAGAAGCCAUAAUGACUUCAGCAAAAGACAAGGGCAAUAUUGCAUUUGUAGUAAUAGGGCCUCAAAGAGCAUUCGAGAGGUACAUAACAGAAGCAUUAGGAGCACAGACUAGAGUUUUUCAUUCCAUGCAAAUUGAUAGACAAUAUGUGGUCCUUCUUAAUCUUAUAAAAGAUUUUUUUGAACUAGGAUUAAAUAUAGAUUGGCAUAAUUUUUAUGACAGUUAUCAAAGUGUACCAUCAGUUUAUCCCAGGUAUCAGUUUGAUCAUCAAAAGUUCAUGUCAUAUUGGAACAUGAACCAACAAGUAAGCAAUAGAGCUGUGAGCUCAAGUCAUCCUUUAAUUUAUAGUGCAAAUGAGGAGAACUCAGAAUUAAUUUGCUGCAUCUCUGAUACCCUGACACCCUAUUUAUACGAGCAUAAGAACCACAGUGUUGCUUUAAUUCCAAGUGCCUUUUUUGUGGAACUUGGCUUGGCAGCUGUGUUGACUACUGCAAGACCAAAAGUACCUUUAAGUUUUUGUCAGUUGAGUAUAACUUUUAUUGAACCAUGCACUUUAACUGGAAUUUCCCAAGUUUUGAAAAUAAAGGUGGAAUCACAACAAAGAAUGUCAGAGUUCAGGAUAUUAUCUGGAUCAGCUGAUACACUUUGUGUGUCAGGACAAGUCACAAAGUGUCCUGAAACAUCAAUUGAAGAAAAGAACAUAUCCUUAAAAAGCAUUUUGCAGAGGUGUAUAUCUCUUGUUAGCAAAGACAAUGUUUAUGAAUCCCUGGCACAGUCUCAGUUCCACUGCGGUUCCACUUUUAGGCAGCUAAAUGAUAUAUUUUAUUGUGAAGACUUGAAAGAAGCUAUAACAACUAUUAAAGUGAAAGGGAAAACUGUGGAAGAAAUGCAUGAAUAUUACAUUCAUCCAGUACUAUUGGAUGCUUUUCUACAAAUGGCAGGAAUUCUGGCUAUAAUUAAUUCCAAGAAGAAGGUUGUCUUUCCUUCUUGCAUAUGCAGUCUCACAAUAGCUAAAUCUUUGGAAGAGGAAAUGAUGAUAUAUUUAAAGACAACCAAGUCCACUGACGAUUACUUACAGUUUUGUGGCUGCUUCACAGAUAAACAUGGGUCUGUUUUGGCAGAACUGAAAUGUGUCCAGAUCACUUUUGUAAAGGAAAUUCCCAAGACAGAAAAUGUUUUGUUGUUUGAAAAUAAUUGGACAGAAAUAACUUCUGAUCAACCCAUGCAAAAUCUACCAAAAGCACCUAGAGUUGUGGUGUUUGCUGAUAAAUCUGGAAUUGCCCAGCAGCUCAAGAAUUACUUACACAGUGAGUCAAGGUUUGUUGCAUAUCAGGAAUGGGACAGAAUGUUGGUACCCAAGAAAGCAAACACUAAUGCACAAAUUAACCUGGAACUGCAGGGAUAUCAAGAUGUUGUUUUUAUGUGGGGUAUGAAGAAACUAAAUGAAUCUGUACCAGAGAAAGUGGUGAAAUAUUCUGUAAGGUGCUGUGAGGCAUUUCGCCAAGUUGUAAUUGCAUUAAGGAAGAAGAAGUCCCAGUGUUCCAUUACUAUAAUCACUUACAGGACAUCAGAAGGGAAAGUAGACCACAUCAAUACUGGCUUUGUUUUGUAUGGUAUGACUCGAACGUGUAUGGCUGAAGCCCCUGAUAUCACAUUUCAGAUUAUUGAUAUCAGCUCUACAAGCCCAAUAGAUAUCUCAGCUUUAGCAGAUGUGUUAGUAAAAUAUAAAGCCCAGGAAUAUCCAGAGGUCUGGAUUGAUGAAGGAAGAAUUUAUGCUUCUGAAAUUAGGCGCACUCAGAUUGAAACCACAGCCUUCAAUACACCUUCCCACCCUCUUCAGAGCUCAGAAUUGUGCAUUUUGUACACAGCAGAUCCAUAUAAUAUAAAUGAUCUCACAGCGCAAGUCACCAACUCAUGUAGUCAACUUGGAAACCACAGCAUUGAGGUUCAAAUUGAAAAAGUAAGCCUCCACUCAGAGGACUAUUUUCCUAUUAGUGUGUCCAGCUGUAAGUUUGGAGAAAUGUUGUACUGGAAUUCACAUACAGUAGAUAAGCAUCAACUUUUAGCCCUAGAUUUUACUGGCACUGUAACCGCAGCAGGUAUUGAAGUGAGAAAGCUAAAAGUGGGAGACCAUAUUGUUUCAUGUUAUCCAGUUCCAUCAGCUUCAAGAAUUAAUAUUCCAGGAACAGUUUGCUUCAAUACUCAAAAAUUUCCAUUCUUUAGAAACAUACCGUGCAUGUCAUUCUUCUACCUAGCAUGGGAGGUUUUGUGUAAAAUACUGCCAGUGCCAAAAUAUAGUGAAAUGUUAGGUAUUAUUUCCACUGAGCCUGACUCAGUUUUGUGCCAAGUGCUCAUUUUCUCAGCUCAGGAAUUAGGAUGGAAAACAAUAAGUACAAACGAUGCAACUGGGCUAUGGCAACGUGUUAAUCAGUGUAAUGCUCUGAUAUUCUUACCACCACUGAAUAGAAUAUUUAAAGAGGCCCUAACCUGCCUUUUCCAUCUUAGAGAUGUUGUGCUGGUUUAUGGUAAUGAACAGCCUGAAUGCUUGCGAUACCUGAUUGGAAGUGAUCAAGAAAGUAUCUGCAUCCAUAUUGUCAAUCUUAUCCAUACUUUUCAGAAAGCAUCUCUGAUCCGAUCCCAGAAGGAAAUCUACUGCUGGCUUAAAUCAAUGAAUAUGAAGCAAUUAAAACAUCUCCCACAUUCCUCUUUUCAGCAACCAGGAAUGUCUGAGAAGUCAGAUACUGCUGUAUCCUAUUUCAACUGCAAAAGUGUUCCAGUUGUAGUCCUAACAAGUGAAGACGACAGUAAAAUCUCAGAUAUUCCAGUGGUAGAAACAGAGAGAAGACUCUUUAAGCAGAAUGCUGCUUACAUAGUCACAGGGGGACUGUCUGGGCUUGGCUUACAAACUGUAAAAUUCAUAGCGCAGAAUGGAGGAGGUCGAAUUGUAAUACUUUCACGGAGAAAUCCGAGCCCUGAGAUUCAAAAUGAAAUAAAUGAUAUCCAGGAUCAGUGUGAAUGGAGCAGAAUAGUCAGCUUGCAAUGCAAUGUUAUUUUUAGUUCUGAAGUUGAGAAGGCUGUCAAGUCUAUCAGUAAAAUAUUUCCUAACUGCCCAAUCAAAGGUGUGUUCCACAGUGCAGUGGUUUUACAUGAUGGACAUCUUGAAACACUCACUAUGUCUCACUUUGAGAAAGUUUUAAACCCAAAGGUGGCUGGGGCAAUUAAUCUUCAUUGUGCCAUGCAAGGACGGGAGCUUGACCAUUUUGUAUGUUAUACAUCUUUUUCAUCAUUUCUUGGAAAUGCAACACAGUCAAACUAUGCAGCUGCUAAUUCCUUCCUGGAACUUUUUUGCCAUUAUAGAAGAAACAGUGGACUUGCAGGGCAGUCCAUUAACUGGGGUGCCUUAAACCUUGGCACUAAUCAAAAUAAUAUGUUACAAAUUCAAGGGUUGGAGGCUCUACAAGUGAAUGACAUCCACAAGUAUCUUAAAAGAAGCUUAAUUCUGAACAAUCCUCAGCAAGCUGUGGUAAAACUGAAUUUUCAAACUUUAGCUAAUCAUGUUUUAUUUCAAAAUUUGUCACUAAAGCAUCGUUUUAACAACUUUGUUUCUGAGGAGUUGUGUAGCAAUCUUGGCAGUGAUGUGACCCAGAAUCCCUUUCAGGAAGGACCUGUAGAUUAUACCAUCUCACUUUUGAAAAGGCUGUGUGAUCCAGUCGCUGUGGAUCUUUCAUUGCAUACACCACUUUCAUCAUUGGGCAUAGAUUCUGCAUUAGCCUCUACUUUACAGAACCGUAUCUUUAUGGAAAGGAGAGUGGAAAUACCCCUUGGGAAACUGCUUGAUCCUCAUUCAACUGUAUCAACUUUAAUCUUAUACUUGAAAGAAAGUUCCAGCACAACAGAUUCAGAUGGCUCAAAAGAUGCUGAUGUUGGAAGCUGGUUGUAG
Molecule: messenger RNA, 6276 nt
Organism: Varanus komodoensis (Komodo dragon)
Lineage: Eukaryota; Metazoa; Chordata; Lepidosauria; Squamata; Varanidae
Product: mycocerosic acid synthase-like polyketide synthase
Exons: 6
Coding region: 1-6276 (2091 amino acids)
Biological process (GO): fatty acid biosynthetic process
Molecular function (GO): fatty acid synthase activity
Source: RefSeq, a predicted model, not a curated record